Messenger RNA from Chara braunii, 850 nucleotides. The record is from the annotation of a GenBank genome assembly. Lineage: Eukaryota; Viridiplantae; Streptophyta; Charophyceae; Charales; Characeae.
UGAAGAAAAACGAUGAAUAGCAAGAGGGGCGCAGCUGGGUGAGUGAUGGAGAUGGAGGCGGAGCUACAACAUGGAGCGCUUCGAUUGGAGGAUAUGCUCUUUGACAAUGAUGAUGACGUCUCGCCUGCGGAGGAUGCUGAAGGUGGGCAGGAUGAUGAUGACGUAGUCAACUAUUAUACAACUACCUGCGCAGUGUGUGAGAAUUGGGAAACCGAAAGUGAGACAUGCUGUGAUGUUGCUGUGCAUGAGAGCGAUGAGCACCAGGGGGGGGCAGGAGAGUGGGGGGUUAACCUGAUGGCACUAUCUUAUCGGGUUGAGGAUGAGACCGCAGUCGUCGAUGGAGAGAGGGAAUAUGCCAAUGAUGAUGCAGGUGAGUGGGAUGUGGAGUGGGGGUCAUUGGCAACGGCGGCAACAGCAGCGGCGACGGCAACAGCGAAAGCAGAAGCAAAUGCAGCAACGGUAACAACAACAACAUCGACAAUAACAACAAUAACAACAUCAACAUCAACAGAGAUCGGUGUCGACUGCGAGGCAGGUGAGUGGGGGGAGGAGUCGGGGCUAAUGGCAACGACAGGUACAUCGAAGACGAAGCUGGAGCUAUGGCGCCACAGGAAGUCCCUAUACUUCCGAACGGAGGCGGGAGAACAAGCGGCGUCAAUGUCGGCAGUCCUUGGAAAUGGGAGAUCAGCGAAGAUACGGCCUUUCGUGCCAACGUGGUGCAACUCGAAUGGAGUCACGCCGAUCGUCGGGUGCAACGAAGUGUUGUAGGCGAAUUCGAUGUCGGGGAGGCGGUCCACCUAUUGACAAUCCUUCUGAUCCGUACGGAUGAGUGUGUGAAGCAUUACUUGAG